AUUUAUCUUCUCUCUGUUUGUAUGAUAUUAGCGUUACACCUCAACUACGAAUUCUGCAGGCGCCACAGUUGACUUCGCAGCUUCGCACGCUGAUUGAGGGAAGUAACAAUGGUCAGGCUUAACGUGCUCGCUGAUGCUUUGAAAUCCAUAUGCAAUGCAGAGAGGCGCAAAAAGCGUCAGGUCUUAAUCCGACCGUCAUCCAAAGUCAUAGUACGCUUUUUAAGAGUGAUGCAGAGGAAAGGUUACAUCGGAGAGUUCGAAAUCGUUGAUGACCAUCGUUCUGGAAAGAUUGUUGUACAGCUAAAUGGACGUCUCAACAAAUGUGGUGUAAUCAGCCCUCGAUUCGACAUGGGUGUCCGUGACACCGAAAGAUGGACAAGAAAUUUGCUUCCUUCUCGUCAAUUCGGUUAUCUUGUUCUUACUACAAGCUCCGGUAUAAUGGAUCACGAAGAAGCUCACAGAAAACAUCUUGGUGGUAAACUGCUGGGAUUCUUCUUCUAAAUAAAGUUUGACUUGCGG
Molecule: messenger RNA, 519 nt
Organism: Trichobilharzia szidati
Lineage: Eukaryota; Metazoa; Platyhelminthes; Trematoda; Strigeidida; Schistosomatidae
Source: the annotation of a GenBank genome assembly